Molecule: messenger RNA, 533 nt
Organism: Sceloporus undulatus (fence lizard)
Lineage: Eukaryota; Metazoa; Chordata; Lepidosauria; Squamata; Phrynosomatidae
Gene: UBB
Product: ubiquitin B
Exons: 2
Coding region: 148-381 (77 amino acids)
Biological process (GO): protein ubiquitination; modification-dependent protein catabolic process
Cellular component (GO): cytoplasm; nucleus
Molecular function (GO): protein tag activity; ubiquitin protein ligase binding
Source: RefSeq, a predicted model, not a curated record
GGGCAGCCUAUAAAUACGAGCGGGCGGACGUUGGGCGGAGAGUUUCGAGCGAAGUGCGAGAGGUGUCGAUUCGUUAGAGGAGGACGAAGAAGCAAAACGACUAUCCUUUUUACUCUUUUUGGCCGCGAUCGUUGACGGAGUGGUAAGAUGCAGAUCUUUGUGAAGACCUUGACUGGCAAAACCAUCACUUUGGAGGUGGAGCCAAGUGACACCAUUGAGAAUGUCAAGGCUAAGAUCCAGGACAAAGAAGGCAUUCCUCCUGAUCAGCAGAGGCUGAUCUUUGCAGGCAAACAGCUGGAAGAUGGCCGCACUCUGUCCGACUACAACAUCCAGAAGGAGUCCACCCUCCAUCUUGUGCUGCGUCUCAGGGGUGGAUGUUAGAUGCUACGAACACCUUUGCAAGUUGCCAAUAAAUAGCAUUUGUUUGCACUGUAGAAGUUCCAUGUCUUAAAUAUUGUAAGGUAAAAGCAGGUUUCUGUAACCUCUAGACUUGUUUGUGUACAUGCUAAUAAAGGUUUCCUGUUGCACAUUGA